Messenger RNA from Glycine soja, 1081 nucleotides. RefSeq names its product expansin-like B1. The transcript is spliced from 4 exons. The record is from RefSeq and is a predicted model, not a curated record. Gene Ontology annotation, cellular component: extracellular region. Bases 118 to 864 code for a protein of 248 amino acids. NCBI's taxonomy places the organism in Eukaryota, Viridiplantae, Streptophyta, Magnoliopsida, Fabales, Fabaceae.
AUCUUUGCUUCCAAUCCAAUCUCACAAGUCCUUCUCUUCAUCGCAUUGGUCACUAUCUCGUAAUUACUUCCUAUAUAUAUUUCUCUCCUAUCUUUGUGCCUUAGAAGAAUAUUUGCCAUGGAGUUCGGUUUUAGGCACCAACUUGGGCUUGUUUGUGUGAUAUUGCUGUUCCCUGCACUAUGUAACUGCCAGGAAUAUUUCACCAAAUCAAGAGCAACCUAUUAUGGUACCCCUGAUGGCUUCGGGACUCCAACGGGAGCUUGUGGCUUUGGCGAAUUUGGAAGGUUGAUGGAUGGGUAUGGUGGAAGAGUCGCUGGGGUGUCAGGGCUAUGGAGGAAUGGAGCUGGCUGUGGUACAUGUUAUCAGGUAAAGUGCCUAAUGCCAAAAUUAUGCGAUGUGAAUGGAGUAACGCUGGUGGCAACAGACUACGGUCAGGGAGACAGAACAGACUUCAUCAUGAGCCCAAGCGCCUUCUCAAGAUUGGGAGUUAAUAAAAUUGCAUCCGAAGAGAUUAAGAAAAAAGGCACAGUGGAUAUUGAAUUCAAAAGGGUUCCCUGUAAAUACACCGGAAAUGUCUUGUUUCAUGUCCAGCAAACUAGCAGCAACCCUGGUUACUUGGCUGUCGUCAUUCUCAAUGUAAACGGAAAAUACGACGUCACUGCUGUUGAAAUGUGGCAGAAGAGUCAACAACGAUGGGUCCCACUACGCAGGUCCUAUGGGGCAGUGUUUGACUUUGCUAACCCACCCAGUGGUGAAAUCCUCUUGAGGUUUAAAGUGGGUUCUAAUUGGAAGCUGCCGAAGAUCCCUAUCCCUGCUUAUUGGAAGCCUGGUGCUACUUAUGACACCAAAGUUCAGGUUUAUUAGAAAGAUAAAAAAGCACGAAUGCUGGGAUCCCAACAACAUAUUACAAUGAAAUAAGCUCUAGUAUUAUUACUCUGUUUGUUUGAAAUAAGCACAUGAAUUUGCACAUCAAAGUUCAUCUCUUUGAAUGUAAUUAGUAUUACUCUCCUACUUUCCCCUAUAAAAUUACAUGCAAUAUGAAUAAAGUAAAAGUGGUUGCUGUCUUUUUUUCUUCUUUCAA